Oncorhynchus tshawytscha (Chinook salmon) is the source of this 3800-nucleotide messenger RNA. RefSeq names its product H(+)/Cl(-) exchange transporter 4. The coding region runs from base 181 to 2496 and encodes 771 amino acids. Gene Ontology annotation, biological process: transmembrane transport; chloride transport. Gene Ontology annotation, molecular function: voltage-gated chloride channel activity. The record is from RefSeq and is a predicted model, not a curated record. Gene Ontology annotation, cellular component: membrane; synaptic vesicle; early endosome. NCBI's taxonomy places the organism in Eukaryota, Metazoa, Chordata, Actinopteri, Salmoniformes, Salmonidae. The transcript has 14 exons.
GGUUGAGCAAAAGCAUUGUGGGAAGCAGAAACCUAUGACGUCCUCUUCUCUGUAUUUUCUAAACAUGUUUGGCUGGUGACGACCUAUCACAGCAUAAACAUGCAUUCAAUAGUGGUGAUUAUGAUUAUAUAGCUAAGAGAUAUAGAUGUCUUUAUUUUGAGGAGUCGGAUCGUGUGAACAAUGGACGGAGACGGGGCCAGCAGUACUGGGGCCACUCCCUCAGAGGAGAUGAAUGGUACUGGGAACCUGAUGGACUUCCUGGAUGAGCCCUUCCCAGACGUAGGCACCUACGAAGACUUCCACACCAUUGACUGGCUCCGGGAGAAGUCGCGCGACACAGACCGCCAUAGGAAGAUCACCACCAAGAGUAAGGAGUCUUACUGGGAGCUGAUUAAGAGUCUUCUGGAUGCCUGGUCAGGAUGGGUGGUGAUGCUGCUCAUAGGAAUGCUCACAGGCACGCUGGCUGGAGUGAUCGACCUGGCUGUGGACUGGAUGACCGACCUGAAAGAAGGGGUGUGUCUGUCUGCUUUGUACUACAGCCGUGAGCAGUGCUGCUGGACCUCCAACGAGACCACCUUCGACGACAGAGACAAGUGUCCGCAGUGGCAGAAGUGGGCCGAGCUGAUGACCGGUCACUCUGAGGGUGCCGGGGCGUAUGUGUUGAAUUACUUCCUGUAUGUGUUGUGGGCGCUGUUAUUCUCUUUCCUGGCUGUGUCUCUAGUAAGGGUCUUUGCUCCCUACGCCUGUGGGUCAGGUAUUCCCGAGAUCAAGACCAUCCUGAGUGGGUUCAUCAUCCGGGGGUACCUGGGGAAGUGGACCCUGCUGAUCAAGACGGUGACCUUGGUGCUGGCUGUGUCCUCCGGGCUCAGCCUGGGGAAGGAGGGGCCCCUGGUCCACGUGGCCUGCUGCUGUGGUAACCUCUUCUGCUCCCUGUUCUCCAAGUACAGCAAGAACGAGGGCAAGCGCAGAGAGGUGUUAUCGGCUGCUGCUGCUGCUGGGGUGUCUGUGGCUUUUGGAGCUCCGAUUGGAGGAGUUCUCUUCAGCCUGGAGGAGGUGAGUUACUACUUCCCGCUGAAGACUCUGUGGCGCUCCUUCUUCGCUGCGUUGGUGGCGGCCUUCACCCUGCGCGCCAUCAACCCGUUCGGCAACAGCCGUCUGGUCCUGUUCUACGUGGAGUACCACACCCCCUGGUACAUGGCUGAGCUGGUCCCCUUCAUCCUGCUGGGGGUGUUCGGGGGCCUCUGGGGAGCCCUCUUCAUCCGGGGGAACAUCGCCUGGUGUAGGAGGAGGAAGACCACUCUGUUGGGGAAGUACCCAGUCCUAGAGGUGAUCGUGAUAACGGGUAUCACCGCGGUCCUGGCGUUCCCUAACCCGUACACGCGGCGCAGCACCAGCGAGCUCAUCUCCGAGCUGUUCAACGACUGCGGUGCGUUGGAGUCCUCUCAGCUGUGUGACUACGUUAAUAACCCCAACAUGAGCCGUCCGGUGGACGACAUCCCAGACCGCCCUGCUGGACCCGGGGUCUACAGCGCUCUGUGGCAGCUGGCCCUGGCUCUUAUCUUUAAGAUUGUAAUAACUAUCUUCACCUUUGGCAUGAAGAUCCCGUCUGGGCUGUUUAUCCCCAGUAUGGCUGUGGGGGCCAUCGCUGGGCGAAUCGUGGGCAUCGCUGUGGAGCAGAUGGCCUACCAUCACCAUGACUGGAUCAUCUUUAAGAACUGGUGUCGUCCUGGAGCCGACUGUGUUACCCCAGGUCUCUACGCUAUGGUGGGCGCUGCCGCAUGUCUGGGAGGUGUGACCCGGAUGACCGUGUCCCUGGUGGUCAUUAUGUUUGAGCUGACCGGUGGUCUGGAGUACAUCGUCCCCCUCAUGGCCGCAGCCGUCACCAGUAAGUGGGUAGCGGACGCCUUUGGGAAGGAGGGUAUCUACGAGUCCCACAUCCAACUCAACGGCUACCCCUAUCUGGACGUCAGGGACGAGUUCACACACAGGACCCUGGCCACAGAUGUGAUGCGUCCCAGGCGCAGCGAGCCCCCCCUGGCCGUGUUGACACAGGACAGCACCACGGUGGAGGACGUGGAGACACUCAUCAAGGACACCGACUACAACGGCUUCCCUGUGGUCGUGUCCCGAGAGUCAGAGCGCCUCAUCGGCUUCGUCCAGCGCAGGGAACUCACUGUGGCCAUCAAGACUGCCCGUCAGAAGCAGGACGGGGUGGUGAGCAGCUCUGUGGUCUACUUCACGGAGGACAACCCCCAGGUGGCCGAGGCCUGCGACCCCCAGCCCCUGAAGCUGCGGCGCAUCCUCAACCUCAGCCCCUUCACCGUCACGGACCACACCCCCAUGGAGACCGUGGUGGACAUCUUCAGAAAGCUGGGCCUCCGACAGUGUCUGGUCACCAGAAGCGGGCGUCUGUUGGGCAUCAUCACUAAGAAGGAUGUCCUCCGUCACAUGGCCCAGAUGAUGAACCAGGACCCAGAAUCCAUCAUGUUUAACUAGUGGCCCAAGAAGACAAAGCUUUAUUAUCCCAAGGACCUCUCUGCCCCUCCCUGAGAUUGUAAAUAGUGCUACGCUACUGUAACCUGUAAUGAAGAAGAGUCACUCCUCAAAUACAGGCCCCCAGUGUUUAGAAUGUAGGGAUGGAGAAAGAGGGGUGAAGAAAGAGGGGUGAAGAAAGAGGGGGAUCAGGACUAAGAUGGAUAAAUGAAGGGCGUGUGGACCAGAAUGGAAGGAUGAAUAAAGAGGGGGUGUAAGGACAAGGAAGGAAGAUCAAAGAAGAGGGUGUGAGGACCAGGAAUGGGGGACCAAGAGGGAGGGGUGGAGGAAUAGGGGUGUGAGGACCAGGAUGGAGAGAUGAAGGGAGGGAGGUGUCAAUCAUGGCAAGGAGGGAAGCACCUUAUGUCUGGGAUGAUGAGUUGUUUUAGUUUGAUGUGCCGCUGACGCCAUAUUCAUGUUUUCAGUGACGCUUCAACACCUGCUGUAACUGACUUGAGUCUAAGUUGUCAAUGUUAAGUUGGUGGCCCUUAGAACCCAUUGUUCCCAGGGUAUAUUUCACAUGUUGAUGUUACUUUGACAUUUGCGGCUUCUCAAAUGUUUCUCAAUAUUGAACUGUAAUAACAUAGUUUUAACACGGGUACUGUAUGUAUUUGCUAGAAAACAGCAUAUAAUGUCAAUUGAUUUAGUUUAUCUGGACUUUUUUUUUUUUUUUUUUUUUGCAAUGAAGAAUCCACUUUGGAAGAGAAAUAGCUGAACCGGAAAGAGCCACCAAGUCCAAUGAUUUUCUUGUUACUUUAUAGUUCUCACUCCAUGCUGCCCCUCACCAGUUUCAUAGGUUUUGUUUUAAUAUGGCUGAGGGAAUGUAUUGUGGAAAAUAACUGUGGAAAUAUUGAACCUGCCUCACUUCGGUUCUUUUUGUUUAAUUUGAUACAUAUCAGUCCAGACAAGAGCCACAGUGGUUGUGUGGAUGUAGCCACACUAGGUUCUCCUUCUUUGUUAUUUCAUACUGAAAGAUAAUUCCAUAUUUAUUCAUCUUUUUUUCAAAUCCAUCCAUCCAUUUUUACUACUGUAUUGAGAAACUAUCAAUUUGUCAUUAUCUCGAGCAAUUGAACACUACUGUAGUUGUUUUAUAUGUAUUAUUCUAAUAUGAGCUGUUCAACAUUACUGUAACUUGAAACUGGUACAGAAAACGGAUAUUUGCACUUUUGUUGGUGUUUGUAAAUAACGUCUAAGUGAUGCACAAUAUAUACUAUUUGCAAUGUACAAGGUUCUGACAUUAAAUAAAAGGGGCGUUGUGUCAACAAGAA